UUGCGCCGGCCGACGUUUGCGUAGCCCUCCCGGUCGGAGCUCACUUCCUGUUCAACUUUGACUUUCUCGGGCUUCUGAUGAAAACUGUUCUUGGAGGAUGAAGCUGUACUGCUUAUCUGGUCAUCCAACUUUGCCAUGCAAUAUCCUGAAGUACAAGUCCACCACCAUCAUGCUGGACUGCGGGUUGGACAUGACGUCGGCCCUCCACUUCCUCCCUUUGCCACUUGUCCACAGCCCAAGGCUUUCUAAACUACCAGGCUGGAUUACAAAAGAUGGAAACACUAUGUUAGAAAAGGAGCUGAAAGAUUGUGCUGGGCGAGUGUUUGUUGACUCAGUACCAGAAUUCUGUCUCCCUGAGACGGAGUUAUUGGAUCUGUCCACUGUAGAUGUGAUCCUGAUAUCAAAUUAUCACUGCAUGAUGGCUUUGCCCUACAUCACAGAACACACUGGCUUCACUGGGACAGUGUAUGCUACUGAACCCACAAUGCAGAUUGGAAGGCUACUCAUGGAAGAGCUAGUAAGCUUUAUGGAGCGUGUACCAAAGCCACAGUCUGCCACCCUCUGGAAGAACCAGGAAAUGUUCAGGCACUUACCUGCUCCUCUAAAAGAUGCUGUGGAGGUUUUGACUUGGAAACGUUGCUAUACAAUGUCAGAAGUUAACUUGGCCCUAAGUAAGGUUCAGCUCGUAGGGUAUUCUCAGAAAAUAGAACUGUUUGGUGCAGUGCAGAUCACUCCUCUUAGCUCGGGUUACUGUCUAGGAAGCUCUAAUUGGAUCAUCCAGUCGCACUAUGAGAAAGUGGCCUAUGUAUCGGGAUCAUCACUACUCACUACCCAUCCACAGCCCAUGGAACAAACUUCCUUGAAAAAUAGUGAUGUCCUCAUCCUGACUGGAUUGACUCAAAUCCCCACUGCAAAUCCUGAUGGCAUGUUGGGAGAAUUCUGCAGUAACUUGGCUGUGACCAUUCGAAGUGGGGGGAAUGUCCUGGUUCCGUGCUAUCCUUCUGGUGUAAUAUACGACUUGCUGGAAUGUCUGUACCAGUACAUCGAUUCAGCGGGACUAUCCAGUGUCCCAUUCUACUUCAUCUCUCCUGUAGCCAACAGCUCACUGGAGUUCUCCCAGAUCUUUGCAGAGUGGCUUUGUCACAACAAGCAGUCAAAGGUUUACCUCCCAGAGCCACCAUUUCCACAUGCAGAGCUGAUUCAAACCAAUAAACUAAAGCACUACCCCAGCAUCCAUGGGGAUUUCAGCAAUGACUUCAGACAGCCCUGCGUAGUGUUCACAGGCCACCCUUCCCUCAGGUUUGGAGAUGUUGUCCACUUCCUGGAGCUGUGGGGAAAAUCGAGCCUCAACACCAUCAUUUUCACAGAACCAGAUUUUUCUUACUUGGAAGCAUUGGCACCAUACCAGCCACUGUCUAUGAAGUGUGUCUACUGUCCAAUUGAUACACGAUUAAACUUUAUCCAAGUCUCAAAAUUAUUGAAGGAAGUUCAGCCAUUGCAUGUUGUAUGCCCAGAGCAAUAUACUCAACCUCCUCCUGCGCAAUCUCACCGUACCGAUCUGAUGAUUGACUGCCAACCCUCACCAAUGGCUUACCGGAGGGCUGAAGUACUGACCCUCCCCUUCAAACGGCGCUAUGAAAAAAUUGAGCUGAUGCCCGAUCUUGCAGAAUCUCUCAUCCCUUCUGAGAUCAAACCCGGCAUCUCCAUGGCAACUGUGUCUGCAGUACUGCAAACCAAAGACAACAAGCACAUACUUCGCUCACUUCCAAAACCAGUGCAGCAGCCAACUGGCAAGAAGAGGAAACGGUUAAACGAUGAGAUCCCCGAGUUCAAACCACCCAAACCACUGCUGUGUGGCUCAAUCACCAUUGAACAAUUUGUACAGAGCUUAGAAAAGCACGGCAUUACUGAUGUCAAGGUUGAGGACACACCAGAAGGACACAUUGUUCACCUUCAAUCUGAAGACACACUGAUUCAGAUUGAAGAGGACUCGACGCACAUAAUUUGCGACAACAACGAGCCACUUCGCACCAAACUUCGAGAUUUAGUCCUCAAAUUUCUGCAGAAGUUAUGAGCUUCUCUGUGACUUUUUUUUAGUGGCUUCAGGAUUUGGGGCUUGUUGAUGGGAGCACGCUGCAACUUGUCAAAAGAGGAUAAUGUGUGUAGUUGGGACUAAUAGUUUCCAGUCCCUCAAGCCAGAUCUACCUUUCAAUAAGUUAAUGACUUUUCCAUCUACAACUCCAUUUACCUGUCUUGGUAUGUAUUCUGUGAUGCCAUUGACCAGAAAAAUGUUGGCAGUCUCCAUUUUGACAUUUUCCUGGGCCCACCCCCUUCCAGCUUCAACGGAAUAUUUUGCGGAAUAAAUAGUCCCAUUUACCUAAAGAAAUUCUUCCUGACUCCACCCCCUGAAUAAACUGGCUCUCAUUUUAAGGUCAUGUUCCUGUUCUUAACUUCUAUACAAGGAAUUGAUUUGUUCUUCUCCCUCUUCCCCAAUCAAAUCCUUCAAAUGUAUCGAACACCGCAAUUAGCCCCUUCUUCUGUUAGGUGAUAGAUACAAUUGUACAAUAGAAUCCUUGAGUGAAGCCUGCAAGUUUAUAAACUUCAAUCUUAAUUACAACCAGAUGAAAUGUUGAACUAUCUGACAAAGACACUUUUUGAUCAAAACUGCAGAUGGUGGGAAUUAUUUCCAUUAAUGUAUAUGAUGUUGUGGCUCAGCUGGUUCAACUGCUGUCUGAGUCAAAGGGUUAUGGGUUUAGGUCUGACACCAUAUACCCAUGUACAAAAAUCGAGGCUGACACUUCUGUUCAGCAGAAUGAUGCCACAUAUCUGGUCGUACUGUCUUGUUGGAAUGUUAGGGUGAGACCUUAUCUUCAUUCACAUGAAGCAGAAAAUUCACCAAUAUUUCUCCCUCAGCCAUUAUCAUUAAAACAUAUUAUCAGGUGGUUGUCACUUUGCUUGAUGAGCACCAAUAAGUACAUUGUCCGUAAAGUGCUAUCGUGCAUUGUGACGAGCACUAUCUGAAUGUAGGUCUUUUUAAGUAUCAAAUUACGUACUGUAAUGUAUUAUGUAAAUAGAAGAUCAUCAUUAAUCGCAAUUUUUUUUUUUUUAAGAGAAAUUAUCUCCAGAUGACUAUUUGGUUCAUUUUUUUACAUCAUUUGAUAGAUUAAGCGAUGACUGGAAUCAAUUUUUACUGAUCCUCAAUGUUGUCUGCAGAAAAUAUUCCUUUGAACAUAAGCAUUCAAUCAAUAUAGUCAUACAACACAAACAUGUGUUAUAGGCCCUUUACCUCAUCAUAAUAUAUCUGCAUAAGACUUGUCACAGCAAAGAUACUUCCAUUAUUCCAGAACACAGCUUAAUUGACUGCUAUUUGGAAUCCAUUAUUCUGGAGACGUGAAUGUACCUUUCCAUCAUAUGGAACAUAUUCAUUAGUUAUGCAGUAUUUCUUUCUAUAAUUUUACAGAGAUGCAGCUAUGUUAUAGCAUGGAAAGAGGCUAUAUGACCCGUAGAGUUUAUUCAAUGUACAAGCAAUCCAGCUUAUCCCACUCCCCACCUUUUUCCCCAUAACCCAAGAAUUUCAAAAUUCAGAUACUUGCCCAUCUCUCUUUAAAACGGCAAUUAAAUCUGCUUAAAUAUACUACACCUGACAGUGCAUUCAAGACCCCAACCACUUGUGUAAUUUUAUUUUAUUUUUGCAGUUACCUCCAACCUUUAUCCCCAUAUUGACCCCUCACCCAAUGGGAACAUUUUCUAAAUACAUUCUUCAUGAUUUUAAAUACGUCUGUCAGAUCCCCUUACAACCUCCUUCAUUCCAAGAAAACAAUCCUGGCUUUGACAUUCUCACCACAUUGCCCUCCACCGUGGGGGUGUUCACAGAUGAGGUGGUAUGCUUUGGAUCUAGGGCAUUUCCUUCUCUCCUCCAUACUUUGCUCUUGCCAUCACUCUGAUAUAAGUUAAUAUUCGUCUCAUCUGUCCACAAGACCUUUUUCCAAAACUGUGGCUGCUCUUUUAAGUAAUUUCUUGGCAAACUGUAACCUGGCCAUCCUAUUUUUGCGGCUAACCGGUGGUUUUCAUCAUGCAGUGCAGUGACGUCUUCUUCUGCGCACCCGACUCCUGAAGAGUGCUUCUGAUCUGUUGGACAGGUGUUUGUGGAUUUUUCUUUAUUAUAGAGAAUUUUUAUGUCAUCAGCUGUGGAGGUCUUCCUUGACCUGCAGUCAGUCCCUUUGCGAUUAGUAAACUCACCAGUGCUCUCUUUCUUCUUAAUGAUGUUCCAAACCGUUGAUUUUGGUAAGCCUAAAGUUUGGCUGAUGUCUAACAGUUUUAUUCUGUUUCUCAGUCUCAUAAUGGCUUCUUUGACUUUAAUUGGCACAACUUUGGUCCUCUUGUUGAUGAACAGCAAUAAAAGUUUCCAAAGGUUAUGGAAAGACUGGAGAAAAGACUAAGUGCUGAGAGCUCUAUUAUACCUGCAUUAAGGAGGCACACACAUACCUGAGCAAUUACAAACACCCGUGAAGCCAUGUGUCCCAAACAUUAUGGUGCCCUGAAAUGGGGGGACUAUGCAUAAGCAUAGCUGUAAUUUCUACAUGGUGAAAACAAAAUAUAUAAAAAUGGCCUUAGUUAAAAUCUGGCAAGGUACACUUUAACCAUAUGUGAUUUUUUUUCUGUUACAAAUCUCAAAUUGUGGAGUACAGAGGCAAAUAAAUAAAUGAUGGGUCUUUGUCCCAAACAUUAUGGAGGGCACUGUAAAUCACUGCUAUAACUUCAUGGUAUCAUUCAGCACAGAAACAGGCCUUCCAUCCCACCAUGUCCAUGCUAACUAUCAAGUACUCAUUGAGACUACUCCCAUUUACCAGCACCUACUCUCUCUAAGUGACCUGUUGCUUCCUGUGCCCGGUCCAUAGCCCUCUAUGCCUAUGCCUCUCCGCACAUUCGCAUCAACUGCUCUAGAUUCUACCAGGGAGUCAUUUACAACACUACCAAUUUGGUAUGUGGGAGAAAACUGAUGGAAACCCAUGUGAUCGUGGGGAGAUUGUGCUGACUCCUCACUUUCAGGACUGAAGACCAGGUUUGAACCCAAGAUGCUGGAGCAGUGAUGUAGAGGUUCUACUGUGUUGCUUUUAUAUCUUUCCUAAGGUGUGCUCCCUCCCCAGCAAAGUGGACACAAUACUCCAAUUGAUGCAGAACCAGUGUUUUACAAAGAUUUAAUAUAAUUUCUGUGCUCUUGCACUGUUAUUCCUCAGUAUAUAAGCUCAGGGUCCCAUAUAUUUUUCUCAAUGCUUUUAAAACUACUAUGCCACUCUCAACAAAUUAUCCACAUAUAUGGGCGGCACGGUGGUGUAGCGGUAGAUUGCUGCCUUACAGCGAAUGCAGCGCCGGAGACCCAGGUUCGAUCCCGACUAUAGGUGCUGUCUGUAUGCAAUUUAUCUACGGGUGCUGUCUGUAUGGAGAUCUCCACGUGACCUGCGUGGGUUUUCUCCGAGAUCCUCGGUUUCCCCCCACACUCCAAAGACGCACAGGUAUGUAGGUUAAUUGGCUUGGUAAAUGCUUAAAAGGUAAAUGGUAUCUGACCACCUGGAUAGUGUCUUAUUAAUGAGAAGUCUAUAAAUUUGGAAAUUAUGACCUAUCCAUCAACCUGGUAAUACUGGCCCGUGAGGAACAUUGUGCACUUUGCUCCAGUGAGGAUAAUAAUAAUAUUUGUUUUCUCUUACAUAACUAGAUUACUGUUGGUGCUGAACUAGCCCCUUGACUUCUGUGGCCAUCAAUCUUGAUGACAAUACCAUUGUAUGGCAUCCGGUUGAGGAAGUCCACAUGUACAUCACCUGCAUUUUCUUGAAUGAAAGAAUGAAUGAUACUUUAUUAUCACAUGUGAUAUGUCACAGUGAGAGUAGGCAAAGAGUCGCCACAUACAGGGCGCCGACCAAGUUACAAAGUAUUCCAUUUAGUCCCCAAUGGCCCCUCUUUGCUCUCGGCAGCCUCCUUACGCGGGGGGGCCCCCCUUUGUUCUCUCGGCAGCCCCCCCAUGUGGGUCCCCCUUUGUUUUCUUCGUGUCACCCCCACCUCGGCCCUUCUUUGUUCUCGACGGCAUGUCCGACACCCACUGCAUGCCCAUCAGUGUCCCAUUCUCCAUUGUCCUUGUCUGUUACUUCAUUAAUAAAACACUAUCAAAUUUAUCAGUCACCAUUUAAUUUUAACAAAUCCAAGGAGACUGUCUAAUAAACCAACUUUUGUCUGUCAAUCCUUGAUUAUUGUUUCAAAGGAUUGCCCCACCACCAACAUUACAGCUUUACCACGACCAGUACCAGCCCAAAUCUACAGUUGUUUAGCCUUUGCAACAGCCUUCGUUAAUUACUUCAGCAACCUCGGAUGCAUCCCAUCUCAACCAGGUGAUUCAGUCAUGUUAAGUGCACGUGGCUUUUUUUAAGCGCCACUAUCAAUUUUUAUCCAGAUUCUCAACUCUUUCUUCAUUUGCUGAGACCCCAGCACCAAGAUUUGAUGAUUCCUCGGGGAAAUAUUUGUAUUUUGUUACAAUUUUUUAAAUUUGUGUAUAUAUAUAUAUUUAUAACUGCAUUAUUUGGUAUAAGCUGUGACAGGAGAAAAACUGAAUCAAAACUAGUGAAGUACAAACUUGGAACUGAUAUCAGGGCCCGCUUCCUCUUUGCAAAAAGCGAUGUAUAUUUUGAAUAGAAAAAAUGGCACUGAAAAACUACAAAAAAACUAUACUCGGGAUAAAUCACUAGAUAGGUGUUAACUAGAGUAUUAUGGGAACAACCCUCGCGAAUGAAUAUAAUUGUCCUGAAGAGGGUCCAAUUGGUAUUUAUUCGAUUGUAAACAAGAAUGGGGAGAUUGUAGAGAUGUUGGAAUUAUUUUUAAACAUGCAUGAAGGUGAUUUAACAACUAAAUAAAAAUUCUGAAGAAUUGGAUACAGAAAAUCUGUUUCAACAAUUAGGAUGUUCAAUAUCCAUAUUCAAUAUGCAUGCAAGGGGUAGGGGUGGAUAAGGAGAAUUUGUAUAAAAUGUAAAAUACAUAAUGUCACCUAUCCUUUUUCUCCAGAGAUGCUGUCUGACCCGCUGAUUCAAUCCAACUUUUUGUGUCUAUCUUCGGUUUAAAUCACAUCUGUAGUUCCUUCCUACACAUAAAAUUAUCCAAUGUGCUCUUCCUGAAUGGGUAGUGAGGGUAGAUUCAAUCAUCUUUCACAGGGAACCGGAGACGUGCUAGAAAAGGAGACAUUUGCAUGCCAAUGGGGAAAGAACAAAGGAAUGUCACUAUUUACAUUGCUCUUUUACAGAGCAGGCACAUUCAAUGGAUUGAACACUCUCCUGUGAUUUAUCAUUGCAUGAUUUAGUCACGUUAACCCAAGCCAGAGCCAAAAACAGAAACACUGGGAGCACCCAACUCAAGCGGCAUCUGAGGAAAGAAAACCAGUCAACAUUUCGGAUCUGCAAUCCUACUCGUACUGAAAAACUUAACUGUUUCUCUCCAUAGAUGUCACCUGACCUGUUUUAUUCUAGCAUUCUCUUAUUUAAAAAAAUAUAUAUUUGCAGUAUUCAGAGUUUUAUUUUUAUUUUCAACCCAUAGCAGAAAUUCCUUUCCUUUCUAUUACUGCCAGUUAACUGACAACCAAUUUGUGAAGAAAUGCAUAAAUAAAUAGUGUUAACUUUUUUUCCAUCACCUUAUCGUGCUGUCGAACCAGAAUAUCUAAAAUUCUGUACUCCCCUCGAGUAAAAUGUUUGGGGAAUGUUUUCAUUUGUAAUGCCAAACAAAGGAAGACAAACUUAGAGCUUCCCCAGCCUUUCGCCAACUUUAAACUAAUUUGUUUUCUUUCCAUUCCUGUUCUGACAAUUAUGACCUGAAACAUUACGCCUGUUUCUCUUUCCACAGGGCAACAUGGUGGCACAGCGGUAGUGUUGCUGCCUUGCAGUGCCAUAGACCCGGGUUUGGUCCCGACUAUGGGUGCUGUCUGUAGGGAGUUUGUAUGUUCCCCCCGUGACCGUGUGGGGUUUCUCCAGAAUCUUCGGUUUGUUCCCACACUCCAAAGACGAACAGGUUUAGGGGUUAAUUGGCUUGGUAUAUAACUAAAAUUAUCCCUAGUGCAUAGGAUAGUGUUAAUGUGCGGGGAUCGUUGUUCGGUACGGACUCCUUGGGUCGAAAUGCCUGUUUUUGCGAUGUAUCUCCAAACUAAAAAAAAACGAAAUAUGCUGCAUGACAUGCUGAAUGUUCCCAAUAUGUGUAGGGAGGAACUGCAGAUGCUGUUUCAUACUGAAGAUAGGUCUGUUCUCAAUAUGUUCUGCUUUUAUUGCUUAAAGAAUGUUUGGAUCAAAAUAUAGUUUGUGUACAAAGGUUGACAGUUAGGAGACCAGAAUCAAGCAUUUGUUUAGAUAUAAAAGGACCUUCUACAUAGUGGCUGGCAUGGCUGUUUAUUAAUUCAUGCAACAUUUGCAGUUUGCCCAACUUUGUCCCUGCACAGACUGACCUAUGCAUUCAUCCCAGUGAAAGUUUAGUUUUUCCUGCUCUUUGAAGUUACUUCAAACGAUCAAGUAGUUACCUCUCAGAGUCAAAGUCCUGUCAACUAUUUACAUCAGAAGAUUGGCGAUUACAGACAGAUGGAUGGCUGCAAGAUUCAUACUCUAUCAGCUGACAUUUUAGCUCGGAACUCGAGAAAUAGCUUAAAUGACAUUAUCUCAGAAUUCCAAAAUGUCUGGUAUACUUUUUCUUUUUGACAAAAGAAACAGAAAAUUGCGUGAGACUUGUUCCCCCUAUUACUUAAACUUCCACUCUCAACUACCUCUGUGUUCCUCCAAUUUUUUUCCACAUUUGUAUCCCUGAUUUUAAUCAUUUCACAUUGAGUCUUCAACUGUCCCAGACUUAAGUUCAAUAAUUAUUUUCCUAAAUCUUCCCAUUUUAUUCUUCCACUGAAG
Molecule: messenger RNA, 8912 nt
Organism: Leucoraja erinaceus (little skate)
Lineage: Eukaryota; Metazoa; Chordata; Chondrichthyes; Rajiformes; Rajidae
Gene: ints9
Product: integrator complex subunit 9
Exons: 17
Coding region: 98-2074 (658 amino acids)
Biological process (GO): snRNA processing
Cellular component (GO): integrator complex
Source: RefSeq, a predicted model, not a curated record